Messenger RNA from Nematostella vectensis (starlet sea anemone), 886 nucleotides. RefSeq names its product fibrillin-1-like. Gene Ontology annotation, molecular function: calcium ion binding. The transcript has 7 exons. NCBI's taxonomy places the organism in Eukaryota, Metazoa, Cnidaria, Anthozoa, Actiniaria, Edwardsiidae. Bases 74 to 886 code for a protein of 270 amino acids. The record is from RefSeq and is a predicted model, not a curated record.
ACACAAGUUUGCUUAGUGUAUCAAUAUUGAAGUCAGGGUUAAGCUAUCACAGAUAAGUCGAAGAAGAAAUGAUAUGACUUUACCAAUAUCGAUUCUCCUUCUUGGUCUCGUGGCAAGAAUGUGCCACACUCAAGACCCCUGCCGCAACAUGCAUUUCCCUUCUCCAGUAGAGGACUACGCCCUCUUUAACCACACCCUUCAGAAUAUAACUGAUAUAUCAGUGUGGAACUGCCAAGUAAAGUGCUAUGUGAACCAAGCAUGUCGUGCUGUGAACUAUAAGAAAGGCGCGAAUCUCGGGAGCUGUGAACUGCUGUCUGCCAAAGCUGGAUCCUUCCCUAUAGAUCUGCUAAAGUUCCCAGGAAUCGACUACUACGGCCCCAAUGAGGUUUGCGUUCCAAAUCCUUGUCCCUCGGCCAACAUGACCUGCGUUGAGUUAAAGGGGAAUCCAAGAUACAGAUGUGAGUGUCCACAGGGAUACAUCGGUUCCGCAUGUGAAACAGAUGUUGAUGAGUGUUAUCCUGGACAUUACAAUUGUCACCAGGACGCUACUUGUGCAAACACAAUUGGCUCUUUCGCAUGCACAUGUAAACCUGGAUAUACAGGAAACGGAGUAAGCUGCGAAGAUAUUGAUGAAUGCUCUUCUGGAAGCAACAAUUGUCACCAGGACGCUUCUUGUGCAAACACCAUUGGGUCCUUCGCAUGCACAUGUAAACCUGGGUAUACAGGAGACGGAAUAAACUGUGCAGAUAUUGAUGAAUGCUCUUCUGGAAGCAACAAUUGUCACCGGGACCGCGCUACAUGUGCAGACACCAUUGGCUCUUUCGCAUGCACAUGUAAACCUGGGUAUACAGGAGACGGUGUAAACUGUGCAGACUCCAACACUUAA